This is a messenger RNA of Xyrichtys novacula (pearly razorfish), 2892 nucleotides long. The record is from the annotation of a GenBank genome assembly. NCBI's taxonomy places the organism in Eukaryota, Metazoa, Chordata, Actinopteri, Labriformes, Labridae.
AUGGCAGCUGGAAAAGCAAAGUCCUUCCAGCGUUUUGGGAGUCUAAUGAGGAGUAAAUCUGAAGGGACGCUAAUCGAUCUGACUGACAAUGGCUCGAUUAAUAACAACAUAAAUGGUAAAACUUGAUAUUAUAUUCUAUUAGAUAUGUUAUUAUAAGCAGCUUUCUUUCCAAUUUUGAAGACCAGUUUGAAAAUGCUCCUAAAUGUCCUAAUCAAACUCUGUUAUUUUAACAGGUGGGUAUGUAACACAGGUAACAAAGAACUCAGAGUGGCCACUUGUACAGACAGAAGUCGCACUUUCAACACAGACAAAAAACCCUUUUUGGAACAAACUGUCUGGAUCAAAUCCAUUUUUGGAUGACAUUGUACACAGCAGUAUACACAAUCACGAUGCCAACACAUCAAAUGCAAAACAAGGCACUGAAAAAGAAGCGGACACUAAAAAUGAUGAUAUCAUCAGCACAUCUUCAGAUGAAGGUAAUGUAGGAAACUUUUUGGCGAACAAACACAAAAUGAGCAACAGAUCAGGAAGAUGGAGAAGUACUUCAGACAUCCUGGAAACAAAAGUGCCAAAACAGGAAAACUGCUUCACGCCGCCUGGGCCGGUGCUGACUCCAGAUUUUGAGUGGCUGAAGAAUGACAGAGAGGCUUACAAGAUGGCCUGGCUGAGCCACAGGCAGCUCACCCGUUCAUGUUUGGACUUGAGUCUGAGUCCAGGGUGGGCUCAAACCCAAGCCUCAAACUUUCAGGUCAUAUCCAAGAUCAGCCAUGCUGGAGGGACAGUACAGUUACCAGACUCUGAAAUCAGGAUCCAAAUUCCAGAGGGCCAUGUUCCUCCUGGAGAAGUCCAAGAAGUUACACUCAAAGCAAUGCUAGAUCCUCCUCCUGGACUCAACAACAACUAUGUGACCACCAUGAGUCCACUUCUGGAGGUGGUUCUCAGCAACAUCAACACAAAGAAGCACAUCUCUCUGGAUAUUAAACUGUCUGGAGAAAUCAAGAGUGAUCCACAAAGUCAGGUGAUGACCACUGUGGUUGGACUGGUGUCUAACAAAAGAGAGGGACCUUAUCUCAAAGUAAAGGACUGUAAGAUUCACAAGAAUAAGAUGCAGAUGCAGCUGCAGGACUUAAAGACACAUUUUUACGUGAUUGCAGUUGCAGAGGCCUCUGCAAUCCAACCCCCUGCUUCAUCAGUUUGGGAUUACCUCAACCGCCAAAUCACUGUUGCAGUUUAUGGUCCCAGGUUCAUCCAUCCUUCAUUCAAGGCUGUCCUAGUGGUUUGCUGUCAUGAGGAUGUCCCACCCAAGCUUCCAUUUUCAGCUAUCAGCAAAGGGAAUAAAAACCUGCCUCCACUGGUUCUGCAGCUCUGGGGAAAACACAGUUUGAAACCAGACAAACUGAACAACCUGAAUGUGGGAAUUAGCCUCACAGACUCCGCAUUCAAAAUCCAACCCGAGGACAAACUGAAAGAAGUGAGACAGAGUCAGCUUAGAAUAGGCACAGUUGUGCAUCUGCCAGUCGCCCUAUCCUGUUCUUGUAAUGCAGAAAUGACUCCUUUUACACUAGAUUUGGAGGUAAAGGAUUCCAGUGGGGCCGCGGUUGCACGGUUCCCAGUGCCUUCUCCUCCUGGAGCACCCAUCAGAUCAGAAAAGAGGGUUCACAGGCAGUCAGACAAGCGGAUUGAAUUGGCAAGAACUGCACCAAUUCCUGAGGAAAGUAUUCCAGAUUUUCCCAAAUUCACGGACAGACCUGUGAACCUUCAGUGGUACGGUGUAGCUCUAAAGUCAGUUCUCCGUCAGCCUCGAGUAGACUAUCUUCUGGAGUACUUCAAGGGAGACACAGUGGCUCUUCUGUCCAGAGAGACUGUUAGAUCUGUGGGUAACUCGAAAGUCAAGGAAUGGUACAUUGGAUUCCUCCGAGGCAGGACUGGGUUGGUGCACUGCAAAAAUGUCAAGCUCAUCACUAGAGAUCAAGUGAUCGACUUCACCGGGAUUCAGAUCACCACAGAAGUCCUCUUGGACAACAUGACGCUGCCCUUCAAGAAGCUUACCUACAUGUACUCUGCCAUUCAGACACUGGUCACUGAACACAUCGGCAGCUGGAGAGGAUUUGCUGAUGCUUUGGGGUACAGAAACCUGUCUUUGGACUCCAUCACACGGAGGUACACAGAGACAGAGGCUGAUAAAGUGGCCUGUGUACUGGAGAAACUGAAAGAAGACUGCCAUGCUGAGAGGACCAGGAAAUUUCUGCAUGAGCUCAUGGUGGUAGGUUUAGGAUACAGCAACCUUUAACAUAUAAGGAAACAAUAUUAUUAAAGGAUUAAUGGAGUUAACAAAUAAUGGAGGGGGCAAGAUUGACUGUUUCUCUCUGUGUUUAUCCCUCAAGGGUCUUCUGAGGAUGGAUUCUGUGAAUCUCGCGGCCCAGCUGAUCCAGAACACUGUCAUUCUGUCUACUGCUGUAGAGCUGGGAUUUCGAUGGCGGGAGCUCGCUGAGAAGAUGGGGAAACUCUCCAGUGCUCAGAUAGCUGGCUAUGAAGCACCACACAGAGGGAAGAAUGGUGAAGUCGGUUCUCAGGUAUUAACACAGUUAUGGGUUAUGGGAGAAAAUUCUGAUCUUGUGGGAUUUCUAAUGUGCUUUGAAUAUUCCACAUGACCUACCUCACUUUUUUGUGUUUCCUGAUCUGUUUCAGGCAAUGUGGAAGCCUGCCUAUGACUUCCUGUACUCCUGGAGUCUGCGUUAUGGAAAUAGCUACAGAGACAUGAUCCAGGAUCUGCACCUGGUCCUGGAUAAAAUGAAAAACCCUGCCACGAGACAGUGGAGGCAGCUCACUGGUGUUCUCAUGACAGUGAACUGUCUGGAUAUCUUCAGAACCUCAGCAUACCCAAAUGCCUGA